Molecule: messenger RNA, 1221 nt
Organism: Paralichthys olivaceus (Japanese flounder)
Lineage: Eukaryota; Metazoa; Chordata; Actinopteri; Pleuronectiformes; Paralichthyidae
Product: phosphatidylinositol 5-phosphate 4-kinase type-2 gamma-like
Biological process (GO): phosphatidylinositol phosphate biosynthetic process
Cellular component (GO): plasma membrane
Molecular function (GO): 1-phosphatidylinositol-5-phosphate 4-kinase activity; 1-phosphatidylinositol-4-phosphate 5-kinase activity
Source: RefSeq, a predicted model, not a curated record
AUGUCUUCUCCCGGCGCCUCCAAGAGGAAGACCAAGAAGAAGCACUUUGUGCAGCAGAAGGUGGAGGUGUUCAGAGCCAGUGAGACUGUGCUGAGCGUCCUGAUGUGGGGAGUCAAUCACUCGAUCAACGAGCUGAGUCAGGUGCCUGUGCCUGUCAUGCUGCUCCCUGACAACUUCAAGGCCAGCGCCAAAAUAAAAGUCAGCAACCACCUCUUCAACAAAGAGAAUCUACCUGGGCAGUUUAAAUUCAAAGAGUACUGUCCACAGGUGUUCAGAAACCUGCGAGAGCGCUUUGGCAUCGAGGACCAAGAUUACCGGGUGUCUCUCGCCCACUGUCCCCCCCUCAAAGAUGAGGAGGGGCACAGUGUGGGCAUGCUGCUGACAUCAUAUGACCGCACCUUGGUGGUUAAAGAGAUUUCCAGUGAGGAGGUGGAGGAAAUGCACAACAUCCUCUCAGAGUAUCACCAGCACAUCGUCACCUGCCACAGGAGUACCCUGCUCCCUCAGUUCCUGGCCAUGUACAGAGUCACAGUGGAGAGCGAGGACACCUACCUGUUAGUCAUGAGGAAUGUGUUCAGCCACAGACUGCAUGUGCACAGGAAGUACGACCUCAAGGGCUCACUGGUGUCUCGUGAGGCAAGCUUUAAAGAGAAGGUGAAAGAGCUGCCCACCUAUAAGGAUGUGGACUUCAGGAAUAACAUGCAAAAGGUUUAUGUGAGCGAUGAGGAGAAAGAGAAGAUCAUGGACAAACUCAACAGAGACACUGAGUUUCUGGUGCAUAUGAGGAUGAUGGACUACAGUCUGCUGCUGGGCAUCCAUGAUGUAGAGCGGGCUGAGAGGGAGGAGGAUGAGGAGGAGGAGGAGGAGGAGGAGGAGACAGGGCUUCCCUAUGAAGAGGAAGAGGAGGAUGAAAAUGGCCUGGCUUCACCUCAGGGCAUCGCUGGCUACAUGAACUCUUUCAAACCAAUGGGUGCUGGGGAGUUUGACCCUUAUGUGGAUGUGUAUGCCAUUCAGAGCACUGUAGGUGCGCCCCAGAGAGAGGUGUAUUUUAUGGGCCUGAUUGACGUGCUGACACAGUACGACACCAGGAAGAAAGCCGCUCAUGCUGCCAAGGCUGUCAAACACGGGGCGGGAGCAGAAAUCUCCACAGUUCAUCCAGAGCAGUAUGCCAAACGUUUCCGAGAGUUCAUCACCAAGAUCUUUGCCUAGCUCAGAGUCCAC